Messenger RNA from Austrofundulus limnaeus, 1308 nucleotides. RefSeq names its product liprin-alpha-1. Gene Ontology annotation, biological process: synapse organization. The record is from RefSeq and is a predicted model, not a curated record. Gene Ontology annotation, cellular component: presynaptic active zone. Gene Ontology annotation, molecular function: nucleotide binding. NCBI's taxonomy places the organism in Eukaryota, Metazoa, Chordata, Actinopteri, Cyprinodontiformes, Rivulidae.
GUUGAGAAGCAGCAGACCCUGGACUUGUCGGAGCUGCUUUAAUCCGGGUCUGUGGUCCUGGUCCAUCCCUGAGCUGCUUCCUCCAGCCGGCCGCCGGGGGAAGGAGCGCUCUCCUCCCGCACACACAGCCUCCAUGUCCCGACUGCCGAGCCUGGCAGCCAGUGGUCGCGACCAACGACCCGCAGACCUGUGAGCGUCGGAGACCCCGAAAGAAGCCCUGAAAGUCGGACCUGAACGCCUGCCGGUGUAGCUCGGGUCUUCCGGACCCAGCAGRACCGAGUCGGUGUGGACUAGAAGUUUCCGUGAGGAGCGGAGCCGGGAUGUGGUGACGCGGCUCCACCGCAAACACGGGAAGCUAGCGUUAGCCGGGGCGCUAAGGCUACACCAGAGUUUGAUCUUUAAAGCUAAAGUUUGAGGACCUCUUUCAGGAUUAAUGCGUUUAAUCACCGCGAGGCGUGUUUUAUAGGAUUCGUGCUGUAAUGUUGUGUAGUUUUUAUGAAACAAAUGCUCAGAAGUUACGAAAACUAACUAGCUAGUGUUAGCAUUAGCAGGCUAGUCGACUUGAAGCCAAAGAUUUCUGUUUCAAAUUAACCAGCAAGCCUGCAACAGUUACCACGUCACCUGACGAUAGCACUGCUCCUCUGCCAGCUACAAAUGUUGUUUUAAAUUCAUUUUAAGUGUAUUUAUUUAAAGGUAGCCGUCAUCAAGAGAUGCAGAGAUAAACAAUUUACUUCCAAAUAAGUAUGCAGUCUUGGAAUCAGCAGCUAACGUGCUAACGCUGUUAGCCGGCCAAACUUGGAGUAUCUUUCUCCCCUGAUCACUGUGUGAAAAAGAGAGGCCUUAAGGAAAAUAUUGCCUGUUUUCCCUGGAUUACUGUAACACGGUGCUAAUCCCGGCCUCUGGAUGGAGUUCAUGUGUCCUGAAUGACUCUGGAUAUCUGUGAAGUUCCUUAAAGCUGCUUCAAACUCUGGGAUUCUGCUUCACUGCAUCUUUAAAAACCGUGGAUUCUCAUAAAAACCUUUAGAUUAUCCUGCAAAGAUGAUGUGCGAGGUAAUGCCCACCAUCAGCGAGGCCGAAGGGCCCGGCGGGGGAAACGGCAGCGGGCGGCGAGGCUCGGGCUCCCCUCUGCAGUCUGACUCUGAGGGUCACUUUGAGUCGUUGAUGGUGUCCAUGUUGGAGGAGAGGGAUCGCCUUCUGGACACUCUGAGAGAGACUCAGGAGAAUCUGGGCCUGACCCAGGGCAAACUGCACGAAGUGAGCCACGAGAGGGAUUCCCUGCAGCGCCAACUCAACACUGCUUUACCACAG